AGAUGUCGCGACUGAAUCACUCGUACAAAACUUAACGAAAGUGGCGCUGUCAUCAUUGUUGAUGUCCCACUUUGUCAGCUGGUCAGGAGUCUCCAGGAAACCAGUGAGAAUCUCAAAGAACAAUGUCUAGCAACUACUAUUUUGCCAUUGUGGGCCACAAUGACAAUCCCAUCUUCGAGAUGGAGUUUGCCAGUUCCAACAAAGAACAGAAGAAGGAAGAUCAUCGGCAUCUGAAUCAAUUCAUCGCUCACGCCGCCUUGGAUCUUGUGGAUGAGCACAAGUGGAAGACCAACAACAUGUACAUCAAGUCGAUAGACAAAUUCAAUCAGUGGUUCGUCUCUGCCUUCGUCACGGCCAGUCACAUGAGAUUCCUGAUGGUGCACGACACGCGGAACGACGAGGGCAUAAAGACCUUCUUCAUGGAGAUGUACGAGAGCUACAUUAAGCACUCCAUGAACCCCUUCUACACGAAGAACACGCCCAUCCGCUCGGCGAUGUUCGACAAGAAGGCCCAGCUGUUCGGGCGAAAGUACCUGGUUUCCUGAGGUCUGGGGGAACUGAUCAACUUCUAACUCCAAGCGGAAUUUAUUGAACAUCUGCGCUCGUGACACUAUUCCAAAUAAA
This is a messenger RNA of Phlebotomus argentipes, 624 nucleotides long. It is a transcript of the gene Trs20, whose product is annotated as probable trafficking protein particle complex subunit 2. The coding region runs from base 123 to 545 and encodes 140 amino acids. Gene Ontology annotation, biological process: endoplasmic reticulum to Golgi vesicle-mediated transport. NCBI's taxonomy places the organism in Eukaryota, Metazoa, Arthropoda, Insecta, Diptera, Psychodidae. Gene Ontology annotation, cellular component: nucleus; TRAPP complex; cytoplasm. The record is from RefSeq and is a predicted model, not a curated record. The transcript is spliced from 2 exons.